AUGGACCAAAUGGACGACAUGCAGGACAGGCAUCGCAUGCCCUCGUCGUAUCACACCGAAAAUGGGGCACGAGGUGAGCUACGUCCAACAGGUGUGCGGCCCUUUGCCGCCAAGGCCUUUAAUUUUACCAGGAAAGUUAUCUGCCCGUCUUUUCGUGUCUGGACCGUCAUGAGCGUGGUACCGUCAGUGGCGCUUUUGGCGUCCACUAUCACCUGUGGCAAAAGCGUGGCCGCCACAAGAUCAGGCCAGUAUAGGGCAAGCGCCUUGUAG
Molecule: messenger RNA, 270 nt
Organism: Sporothrix schenckii 1099-18
Lineage: Eukaryota; Fungi; Ascomycota; Sordariomycetes; Ophiostomatales; Ophiostomataceae
Exons: 1
Coding region: 1-270 (89 amino acids)
Source: RefSeq, a predicted model, not a curated record